CGCGGCGCCAAUUCAACCACUACUAAAUCUUUGGGCGAUGCACAAAACUUUUGGCGAGAUGCCCUGGAAGGCGAAGUUCUACCCGCAGAAGUUAUCAAUCGUCUUCAACAUAUGCUAUCUCCUGUUUCUGAUCAGUCUAGUCUUAGAUUUAUCGAGACAGGCCGCCUCGGAGAGGCAUUCAUUUACCAACAACUUAUCUCUUCUAUAAAAUCUAAUCAGGUCUAUUAUGCUUUUAAUGCUUGGCAUCUUUAA
This is a messenger RNA of Protopolystoma xenopodis, 252 nucleotides long. Lineage: Eukaryota; Metazoa; Platyhelminthes; Monogenea; Polystomatidea; Polystomatidae. The record is from the annotation of a GenBank genome assembly.